AUGGCUCCUCUGUGGCCCUUCGUCCUGGCAGCUGCCUCGGGAAUCCUGGCCAUAGAUACACCUCAUUCCAGGAGUCCUGCUCUGCAUCAUCUCACCAAGCAGCUAUUACAGACAUAUCGGAAGGAAGUAAGGCCAGUUCACAACUGGACCCAGGCCACCACUGUAUACUUGGACGUGUCUGUUCACGCCGUGCUGGACGUGGAUACACAGAAUCAAAAAUUAAAGACAAGCAUAUGGUAUCGUGAGGUUUGGGAUGAUGAGUUUUUAUCCUGGAACUCCAGCAUGUUUGAUGAGAUUAGAGAGAUCUCUCUACCUCUAAGUGCCAUCUGGGCCCCUGAUAUCAUCAUAAAUGAGUAUGUGGACAUUGAAAGAUCACCUGACCUUCCCUAUGUCUAUGUGAACUCAUCUGGGACCAUUAAACACUCCAAGCCCAUCCAGGUGGUCUCUGCAUGCAAUUUGGAGACAUAUGCUUUUCCAUUUGAUGUCCAGAAUUGCAGCCUAACCUUCAGUAGCAUUCUGCACACAGUGGAAGAUGUAGACCUGGCCUUCCUGAGAAGCACAGAAGAUAUUACACAUGACCAAAAGGCAUUUCUGAAUGACAGUGAGUGGGAACUUCUUUCUGUGUCCUCAACCUACAGUAUCCUGCAGAACAGUGCUGGAGAUUUUGCACAGAUUCAGUUCAAUGUGGUGAUUCGCAGGCACCCUCUGGUCUACGUGGUGAGCCUGCUUAUCCCCAGCAUCUUCCUGAUGCUCGUGGACCUGGGCAGCUUCUACCUCCCGCCCACCUGCCAAGCCAGGAUUCUGUUCAAGACCAGCGUGCUGGUGGGCUACACCGUCUUCAGGGUCAACAUGUCUGACGAGGUGCCAAGGAGUGCAGGGAGCACCCCUCUGAUUGGGGUCUUCUUCACGGUCUGCAUGGCCUUCUUGGUUCUCAGCUUAUCCAAGUCCAUCCUGCUGGUCAAAUUCCUCUACAAUGAGCGGUGCAGCCAGCAGGAGCAGACCCUCCUGUGUCUUCGAGGGGACACAGAUACCAACCAGCCUCAAAUGGAUCCCGGGGCCCCGCUUGCUGGGGUGACAGAGUCCCCCGUCUGUCAAGAGGACCAGGCCCCAUCAGGGACCCUGAAGGAAGUCUGGCCCCAGCUUCGAUCCAUCAGCAGCUACUUCCAAACCCAGGACCAGGUGGACCGACAGGAGCUUGGGUGGCUGGCCCUCCUGGAACGCUUUGACCGCCUGCUCUUCCAAAGCUACCUUGUCGUGCUGGGGCUCUAUGCCGUCACCCUAUGCUCCCUCUGGGUGUCAUGGAGCGGCUAGGAAGACCCAGGGUUGCUAGUGUCCAUCCAUGGGCUCUCCUGGCACUUGGGGAAGGCUGAACAUUUUUUCAGGAGAUAUUGGAAGGAGAGGAAUGGUGAGUUAAAAAGCUCUCCAGCCCGUUUCUUCUUUUCACUUACCCCAGAACACACAUCAUCUAAUGUGCUAUUGAAUGACCCAGGAGUAAUACGCUCAUGAUGAAAAUGCAUAAACAGCGUGAGGUAUCCAGGGAAAAGUAAGCCUCCCUUCUUACCCAGUUCACUCCCCAGAAGGUACCACCAUUAGAAGCCUCUUUCAGAACGUUUCUAAGCACAUACAAACAUAUGUGUAUGUUUAAACUGGUUUUUAAAAGGUGUUAAGAAUGCAUUCCAUCUCCCAGCCCUGUCCUGGUUACUUAUUCAGUUAGUCAUUCAGCGAAACUUGUAUUGAGUGGCCGUGAAGCCCCAGGCAUUAUGUUAGGCAUACCAGAGAAUACAGAAUAAGUCAAUUUCAGAUCAUUCUUCUUGACUUGCUUCCUGAAGAACCUUGUUCCAACCAGACACAAAGUUCUGUAUCCCGGAGCCAUGUCUGUCUCCUGGAGCUCUGGUUCCCACCAGCCCAGGGGAGUCCAUCUCCCCUGUGCGUUCCUAUUGGAAGGGAUCCAGACCUAGCACAUCUCAUAAACACACACCACGUGUGAGGCGCUGAGCUGGGGGCAGCAAGCUUAAUGCAUGGACCUUGGGAGUUUCCAGGAGUUUAUAAUCCACUAUCCUUGCAUUAGUCUGCUCUAACUGUCAUAGCAAAAUACCACGACCCGUGGGGGCUUAAACAGAUGGAUUUUCUCACACUUCAGGAGGCUAGAAGUCCAAGGUCGAGGUGUUGACAGGGUUAGUGUCUUCUGAGACCUCUUCCUGGGCUUGUAGAUGGUUGCCUUCUCCCUGGGUUCUCAUAUGGUCUUUCUUCUGUGUGUGCACAUAUGUGUCCAACCUUCCUCUUCUUCUAAGGACACCAGUCAUAUUGCAGUGGCCCAUCCUAACGAACUCAUUUAAUCCUAACUACUUCUUUAAAAGCCCCUUUUUUCUAUAUGCAUUCCCAUUUGUGAGGUGCUGGGAAUUAGGACUUCAACACAAAUAUCUGAGUGAGACACAGUUCAGCCCAUAACCCUCACUUGACUGUGGAGACUCUCCAGGUCCAUAAUCCAGAGGGUAUUCUGGCAGGCUAGAGACCCAAGCAAGAAUUGCAGUUGGAGUCCCAAGCUGGGCUUCUAGCAGGAUUCUCUCCACUUCUGGGGAGGUUGCUCUUUCCCUAUAAGGCUUUCAAGUGACUGGAUGAAGCCCACCCACAUUCAGAAGGUUAAUCUGUUUUACUCCAAGUCUACUGGUUUAAGACUUUAAACAUCUAAGAAACACCUUCAAAGAAACAUCAAGAACAAUCUUUGAACAAAUAUCCGUGGCCCAGCUAAGGUGACACUUAAAAUUAGCCACCAGAGUCUCAAUGGCCCCCUAGCUUCCCACCUGUGCCCACAGCCACUUGUCUAGAUAGAAGAGCCCUGAUCACCUUGCACUUGGGUAACUAACCAACUUCCGGUUCAGUCUCCUCAGUAGUCAAUUCUGGAUUGGUGAACCGAUCUUAUGCCAUUUCCUAUGACCUCAUAACCUGAAGACUAAGAUUAGAACUCAAACCUUCCACAGUGUUUGACUUUCUUCAUUUCUCAUUGCUUUCUUCUUCUUUUUUUUAAAAUAAUUUUUAUUAUUUUUUGGCCACAUCACAUGGCAUGUGGGAUCUUUUUCCCGAACUAAGGAUCAAACACAGACCCACUGCAGUGGAUGCAUGGAGUCUUAAUCAUUGGACAGCCAGUCCCUCUUGUUUUCUAUUAGAGUCUUCAAUCUAGCCAAGCCAGCCUGCCUGCCAGCCUCCUCAGGAGAGGGUUUGCUGCCACCGAAGCCUGUACUUCUAGUCUUCUAUUUCAUCCAUCUGUAUGUCCCUGUGUGAAGACGCUGCUCAAACUCCAGCCUCCUUCACCCACCCUUCCCACCUGUGUCCGCUCUUCUCUAACUUUGUUGUUGGCUAAGUCACUUCAGUCGUAUCCGACUCUGUGCGAUCCCAUAGACGGAAGCCCACCAGGCUCCCCAGUCCCUGGGAUCCUCCAGGCAAGAACACUGGAGUGGGUUGCCAUUUCCUUC
Bubalus bubalis (water buffalo) is the source of this 3470-nucleotide messenger RNA. It is a transcript of the gene HTR3B, whose product is annotated as 5-hydroxytryptamine receptor 3B. The transcript has 9 exons. Lineage: Eukaryota; Metazoa; Chordata; Mammalia; Artiodactyla; Bovidae. Gene Ontology annotation, molecular function: transmembrane signaling receptor activity; neurotransmitter receptor activity; extracellular ligand-gated monoatomic ion channel activity. The record is from RefSeq and is a predicted model, not a curated record. Gene Ontology annotation, biological process: signal transduction; monoatomic ion transmembrane transport; chemical synaptic transmission. Gene Ontology annotation, cellular component: neuron projection; synapse; postsynaptic membrane. The coding region runs from base 1 to 1311 and encodes 436 amino acids.